UACGAGUACUUAACAAGAAAUGAUGCCCCUUUGAGUCAGAAGUGUUAUUUUAGUCAAACAAAAUGAACUUGAAGAAACUUCAAUUUCCAGAUCAACUUCAACACUUCACUUCUUCCAUUAAAAGGAAAGUAGUUUCUGGCUUUGGUUUUUGCCUAGUAACUUCAUUCAUUAUUUUGAGUCUUUUACUAUUGACUCUCUCAGUAAAGACUCCAUUUUUAGGAUCAGUAUUUAAUACUUUUAGUUACCAUAAUACUUCCAUUCUUUCUUGGCCCUUCUCUGCAUUUCCUGAUAAUAAUAGUUCUAGUGCUAAAGAUUCACAGCAAUUGCGCAUUUUGAAUGGAACUUUUGAAAGAAAAACUGAUUUUUUUUUAGGAAAUGCUAAUGUGGGAAAUUCCUCCAAAAAGGUGAAUAUUCAAGAAGCAAGAAUUACAAACAAUACCCAUGUGUUAAAUGUGUCUCAAGUUGAUAAAAAUGUAAAAAAUUCCAGUGAAAGUGCUAAUUUUGAUGGGAAAUUGUUGAACUUUUAUGGGGAUUGUGACAUAUUUGAUGGUGAAUGGGUUAGAGAUGAUUCAAAACCAUAUUAUCCAGCAGGGUCCUGUCCUUAUAUUGAUAGGGAUUUUGAUUGUCAUCUUAAUAAGAGGCCAGAUGAUACUUAUGUUAAGUGGAGAUGGCAACCAUAUGCUUGUAACAUUCCAAGCAGCCUAAAUGCAACUGAUUUUCUGGAGAGACUGAGAGGGCAAAAGCUUGUGUUCGUGGGAGAUUCAUUGAACAGAAACAUGUGGGAGUCCCUUGUUUGCAUUCUUCGCCACCGUGUGAAAAACAAAAAGCGAGUUUAUGAGAUAUCGGGGAAACACAAAUUCAAAAAGAAGGGCUUUUAUGCAUUCAGAUUUGAGGAUUAUAAUUGUACUGUGGACUUUGUUGGCUCUCCAUUUCUUGUUAGAGAAUCAUCUCUGAAUGGCAAAAAUGGAUCGUUUGAGACACUAAGGUUGGAUUUAAUGGACCACACAACCUCUAUGUAUUAUGAUGCGGAUAUUAUAAUUUUCAACACAGGCCAUUGGUGGACGCAUGAGAAAACCUCUAGAGGGGUAGACUACUACCAGGAAGGUAAUCACGUGCAUCGACGACUCAAGGUUCUAGAGGCAUAUAAGAGGGCACUUUCUACAUGGGCAAGUUGGGUGGAUAAGAACAUUGAUGGAAGCAGAACUCAAGUUAUUUUUAGAGGAUAUUCAGUCUCACAUUUCAGGGGUGGUCAUUGGAACUUAGGCGGACAGUGCGAUAAAGAAACCGAACCAAAAAAUAACAAGGCUCAUUUGACAAAGUACCCUUCAAAGAUGAAAGUCCUCCAACGUGUGAUUAUUAAUAUGACGACUCCAGUAAUUUAUAUGAACAUUAGUAGGCUUACAGACUAUAGAAAAGAUGGCCACCCCUCAAUUUACAGACAGGGGUAUGAACAGAUUGCCAGAGUACAUGCUCAAGAUUGCAGUCAUUGGUGCCUACCUGGAGUGCCCGAUAGUUGGAACGAGUUGCUAUAUGCAUCUCUGCUGAAGAGCAGACGAGGCUUGUGGAGGAACUGAUUGGAAAGGAUUAAUGUCCAGUCAUUUUUAUUCUUUUCUAGUCAUUCAUUCAUUGUAUUUUGAUUUGUGUCGAUCAUGAGUCUGCUGUCCCUUAUCGGGACAUAGCAUCUAGUAAGCUCUAAGCCUAAAGAAGUAACGUUACUGAGGCUCUUCCUGCUAAAAUCAGUCUUAUGUACCAUUGUGUUCAUGUAACCACCAUUCUAUAACGUAAUCAGCUCUAAUGUAUAUUGAACUUCA
This is a messenger RNA of Lycium ferocissimum, 1811 nucleotides long. RefSeq names its product protein trichome birefringence-like 2. Gene Ontology annotation, cellular component: Golgi apparatus. The record is from RefSeq and is a predicted model, not a curated record. Bases 63 to 1574 code for a protein of 503 amino acids. Gene Ontology annotation, molecular function: O-acetyltransferase activity. NCBI's taxonomy places the organism in Eukaryota, Viridiplantae, Streptophyta, Magnoliopsida, Solanales, Solanaceae. The transcript has 5 exons.